This is a messenger RNA of Papaver somniferum (opium poppy), 606 nucleotides long. RefSeq lists its product as uncharacterized. Lineage: Eukaryota; Viridiplantae; Streptophyta; Magnoliopsida; Ranunculales; Papaveraceae. Gene Ontology annotation, molecular function: ubiquitin conjugating enzyme activity. Bases 1 to 606 code for a protein of 201 amino acids. The record is from RefSeq and is a predicted model, not a curated record. The transcript is spliced from 2 exons.
AUGGCGAUUCAUCAUAAAGGGGAGGAAGAUGUUACGGCAAAGUCAGAAACACUAAAAUUCCCGCAAUUCGAAAUCAUCAACGCAACUGAUGCAAAUCAUAAUGAUCAUUAUUAUUUCUCAUCGAACCAUGAUCAUCUCAGCCAGAAAUCAACUGCUUAUAUAAUGAGAGAAUGGAAUAUACUCAAAGACAGCCUUCCUAAUUUCAUCUACGUUAGAGCUUUCGAGGGGAGAAUCGAUCUACUAACAGCUAUCCGAGUAAGUGUUAUUACUUCAAAACCUGAACCUACAUACUCAGACCAAUGUUGCUGUAUUUUGCCCACCUACUGGGGCUUCUGGAUGGAGAAGGAGUAUUUAACCUUCAACCAAGAUAUGUUCAUGCUAAAUUGUCAAACAAUGCUGGCGGUUCUUAAUAAGCCACCAAAACAUUUGAAACAAUUUGUUGCUCAGCAUUUCCGCGACCAUGCAGAGAGCAUACUGAUCGCUUGCAAAUCUUAUAUCGAUCCUAGCGCGCUGAAGGUCGAUAAGCAUGCUAGCAGUAAGGAUGAAUACGGCAUAAAAGCUGAUGACUCAGAAUUCUCCACUACUACUCCAAUCAAAGAAGAAUAG